Acanthopagrus latus (yellowfin seabream) is the source of this 5757-nucleotide messenger RNA. It is a transcript of the gene ap2a1, whose product is annotated as adaptor related protein complex 2 subunit alpha 1. Gene Ontology annotation, cellular component: AP-2 adaptor complex; membrane coat. NCBI's taxonomy places the organism in Eukaryota, Metazoa, Chordata, Actinopteri, Spariformes, Sparidae. The record is from RefSeq and is a predicted model, not a curated record. Gene Ontology annotation, molecular function: clathrin-cargo adaptor activity. Gene Ontology annotation, biological process: intracellular protein transport; clathrin-dependent endocytosis. The coding region runs from base 754 to 3732 and encodes 992 amino acids. The transcript is spliced from 22 exons.
GUCACGCUGUUGGUUCGUCUGUCACGAGCUUUAUCCCAGCCGCGGACUGGAAGGUGGAGAAUUAGAACGGACAUCAAUUAUACAGGACAUCUUAUUAAGCAAAUUUAGUGCGCGAUAAAGAGAAAAGUGCAAUUAUUGCAUAUCGCUGGUUGAAAGUUAAGGCUCCCCGCUGAGUUAUUCCGGUCAACCGGUGAUGUAUUCCAGUAUUUGAACGAUAUUGCUAGCCAGCUAGCUAGCUAGCUGUUAAGCUAGCUUUACGGUGCGUGACUCGAAGUAACUUAACGUUAUAUUCUCGGAUGUUGUUUUCAUUGGCACGUCUGACUACAUUUAUCAUAUAGACAUUCAAAUACUGGGUGGUUUUAACUGACGGGAAUAAUUACGGCAGGUGUUAAGCGCGUAGGUCCUCGUCCUAGCUGGCUAAGGAUUGAAUGAAAUAACGUUAGCUUGGCAUAGCCAGCGGAAACGAGCCAGUUAACAGGGAUAACGUUAUCUUAUCCUGUUGCUGGUUGAUCCAUCGCUAUACAGCUAAUCUAGCAAGUGCAAAAGGAGUUAGCCACGUACAGGCACAGCCUACAGUUAGCCAGGUAGGUAACAGACUGUCAUACAUUUAUAGUGGACGACCAGAUCUACGAAGUAGCUAGCUACCACCAAACGUCAAGUUGGCCAUCUUCCACUUCAGUCCAGUGUGAAAAGCUGACCGACGUCAGUUCAUUUUUACGAAUAAGGCCGGAGUGAGGACAGAAACCUGCAAAAAUGCCGGCUGUGUCGAAAGGAGAUGGAAUGCGCGGAUUAGCUGUUUUCAUUUCGGACAUUAGAAAUUGUAAGAGCAAGGAAGCUGAGAUUAAACGAAUCAACAAGGAGCUGGCCAACAUUCGUUCCAAGUUUAAAGGGGACAAAGCUCUGGAUGGGUACAGCAAGAAGAAGUAUGUCUGCAAGCUGCUCUUCAUUUUUCUGCUGGGCCAUGACAUUGACUUUGGACACAUGGAGGCAGUCAACCUGCUGAGCUCCAACAAAUACACAGAGAAACAGAUUGGCUACCUGUUCAUCUCAGUGCUGGUAAACAGCAACAGUGAGUUAAUCCGUCUGAUCAACAACGCCAUUAAGAAUGACUUGUCCAGCCGCAACCCCACCUUUAUGUGCUUGGCUCUUCAUUGUAUCGCAAAUGUGGGAAGCCGUGAAAUGGCUGAGGCUUUUGCUAGUGAGAUCCCUCGAAUCCUGGUGGCUGGUGAUACCAUGGACAGUGUGAAACAGUCAGCUGCCCUGUGUCUGCUGCGCCUCUAUAAGACCUCUCCUGAUUUGGUGUUGAUGGGCGAAUGGACAUCACGAGUGGUGCACCUGCUCAACGACCAACAUAUGGGUGUGGUGACGGCAGCCAUCUCGCUCAUCACCUGUCUGAGCCAGAAGAAUCCAGAUGAGUUCAAGACCUGUGUUUCCCUGGCCGUUUCUAGACUCAGCAGGAUUGUGUCGUCGGCUUCCACUGACCUCCAGGAUUACACCUACUACUUUGUCCCAGCACCGUGGCUCUCCUGCAAGCUACUGCGCCUGUUGCAGUGCUACCCACCACCAGAAGAUGGGGCUGUCAAGGGCCGUCUGGUGGAGUGUCUGGAGACCAUCCUUAAUAAGGCACAGGAACCUCCAAAGUCCAAGAAGGUGCAGCACUCAAAUGCAAAGAAUGCCAUCUUGUUUGAGGCUAUAUCGCUUAUCAUCCACUAUGACAGUGAGCCAAACCUUCUGGUGCGAGCCUGUAACCAGCUUGGCCAGUUCCUGCAGCACAGAGAGACUAACCUGCGCUAUCUGGCUCUGGAGAGUAUGUGUACUCUGGCUAGCUCUGAGUUUUCCCAUGAAGCUGUCAAGACGCACAUUGAGACCGUCAUCAACGCCCUAAAGACUGAGAGGGAUGUAAGUGUUCGACAGAGGGCAGCUGACCUGUUGUAUGCCAUGUGUGAUCGCAGCAAUGCCAAGCAGAUUGUAGCCGAAAUGCUCAGCUACCUUGAGACAGCGGACUACUCCAUCAGAGAGGAGAUGGUGCUGAAAGUGGCCAUACUGGCAGAAAAGUAUGCCGUGGAUUACUCCUGGUAUGUGGACACCAUUCUCAACCUUAUCCGCAUUGCUGGUGACUACGUCAGUGAAGAGGUUUGGUAUCGCGUCAUCCAGAUCGUGAUCAACCGAGACGACGUGCAGGGCUACGCCGCAAAGACAGUCUUUGAGGCCUUGCAGGCCCCUGCCUGCCAUGAGAACAUGGUGAAGGUUGGAGGCUACAUUCUGGGAGAGUUUGGUAACCUUAUCGCUGGUGAUCCACGCUCCAGCCCCCUGGUCCAGUUCAACCUUCUGCACUCCAAGUUCCAUCUGUGUUCUGUGCCCACUCGUGCCCUUCUGCUGUCUGCCUACAUCAAGUUUAUCAACUUGUUCCCAGAGACCAAGGCCACCAUCCAAGAGGUUUUGCGCUGCGAUAGCCAAAUCCGCAACUCAGACGUGGAGCUGCAGCAGCGUGCUGUCGAGUAUCUGAAGCUAUCUUCCAUUGCUAGCACUGAUGUCCUGGCCACUGUCCUGGAGGAGAUGCCUCCUUUCCCAGAGAGGGAAUCGUCAAUCCUGGCUAAGCUGAAGAAGAAGAAGGGGCCUGGUGCUGUCUCUGUGACCGAGCUUGAAGACAGCAAAAGGGAGGGUGGGGAGUUAAAUGGAGGUGGCGACCGGGGGCAAGACACAGCAACUAUGGCUGCCUCCAAUGCAUCCACCCCAUCACCAUCAGCAGACCUCCUUGGGAUUCGUUCAGCAGCUCCGAUUGGUGCUGCUCCAGCCAGCACUGGCAGCCUAUUGGUGGAUGUGUUCUCUGAGGCAGGGCCUGUCGCACCUUCUGCAGCUGUGAAUGACGACGGCUUCCUAAGAGAUCUGGAACAGCCCACCGAGACCUCUGAUUCCCUAUUGGUGGAGGGUUCUGGUGACUUGGACUCUGCUCCUCCCUCUGAGGAUCCUGCUCCUCCUCUGUCUGAGGCAGACGAUCUUCUGAACAAGUUUGUGUGCAAGAACAAUGGAGUUCUCUUCGAGAAUCAGCUGCUACAGAUUGGCAUCAAGUCAGAGUAUCGCCAGAAUCUGGGGAGAAUGUACUUAUUCUACGGGAACAAGACGUCGGUGCAGUUUGCCAGCUUCACUACCACAGUCAGCUGUCCUGGGGAGCUGCAGUCACAGCUCAAUGUUCAGACCAAACCAGUGGAACCACUGGUAGAGGGUGGCGCCCAGAUCCAACAGGUCCUCAACAUUGAGUGUCUGACCGACUUCUCUGAUGCCCCACUGCUCAACAUCAAGUUCAGAUAUGGUGGAGCUCUGCAGAACCUGACCCUCAAGCUCCCUGUCACCAUUAACAAGUUCUUCCAGCCAACUGAGAUGACGUCACAUGACUUUUUCCAGCGAUGGAAACAGCUGAGCCAGCCACAGCAAGAGGCACAAAAGAUAUUCAAGGCCAACAACAGCAUGGACACUGAAGUACUAAAGGCUAAGCUACUGGGACUAGGAACGGCCCUGCUGGACAAUGUUGAUCCAAAUCCAGAGAAUUAUGUGUGUGCUGGGGUGAUCCAGACCAAAAGCCAGCAGGUUGGCUGUCUGCUAAGACUCGAGCCAAAUGCCCAGGCACAGGUACAACACACAGACUCACCAGAAAGCAUGUACCGUCUGACUCUGCGCUGCAGCAAGGACUCUGUGUCCAGGCGUCUAUGCGAGCUGCUGGCUGAACAGUUCUAGAGUACAGACCUCUACCAUGACCAGUACUCCCACCAUCCCCACCAGCGACUUCUCCCUCCAGCCCUCCUGCCACACUUUUCCUCCUCCCUCCAACAAGAAUCUUUGAGUAAAAAAAAUUGUAACCUACAUAAGGGAAAAUGUAGCCACUGCUAGCAGCAGUGGCAAUAUUAUUGUCAUUCUUCUUGUCCCAUAUUCUGAUUCCAGUUCAUCUUAAUUAACAUGAUGCUACAUUCUUAAAUUUGUUGGUGUAUAUUUGUGUGCGUGUGUGGGUGUCCUAUGGUUGUGCUGUGGUCCCAUUCUGCUCCCACCUGACUCCUCUGAAUAACUGUGUGUGGGUUUGUGUGUGUGCGUGUGCGCGCGUGUGAGUGAGAGAGAUAUUUUAAUUGAAUUGGUAGAGCAUUCCUGAAAGUAAAAUUUUUGAAGCUGUUUAUGGCACUCAUCCCCUCCCUACACACACACACGUACACACACAUACGUGUAUGGCCUCCACAAUUCCUUGGCCUGAUGGUCCAGUUCUCAGAUCUCUGAGCUUCUGUCAAGCAUUCCCAGUGAAAAUGCACUUAAGGCGUUGGGAUCCUCUUCAAGGACCUCCAGUAUAGACCUCCUUACUGUAUGUGUAUUAUUUGACUUUCCUGAAGCCCUGUGAUAAGCCCUUGAUUCCAAUGAACCCAUACACUCAUUUAUGUUAUUGAUGUGUAUGUAAAUAUGUGCAGUGUAUUACUUUAUUGCUUUCUCAGUCAUUCUUACGUUGUUUGGAACACCUGUGAGUAGGAGGAUGGCUCAGAAUGGACCCUCUGUAGUUGACAGAUACAGGGAUUAGAAUUGUUGUGUUCAGACUUUCAGCCCUGUUGAGUUUGUCUCAUCCAGUGACAGAGAGAUGGGUUCAACUGCAAGUCACUGAAAAUCUUAGAGGCAUCUGAAAUGUGUAGAGGUAGACAAGUUGUACUCUUUAGAAACCUUGAAGUACACUUGGCAAGCCAACCAUACAGAUGUAGCUUUUCUUUUGUAAAACUGGAAUAUUCUUUUUGAAAACACUGACUAUAAAACGUGUGUUCAAGUCAGUUUUUCAAGUCCAUCAUUUUCAAGCACAGGAAAGGUUGAGAUUUAUGCUUUAUUGUAAGCAUUUCCAAGCAGCAUGCUUAACAUUUACAUAUUAGAAAACUUCAGUGAUGAGGACUAAUGAAUCUUUCUGAUUAAGUUUCCAACCUUUGAUAAAGACCAGUACAUAAGUGCUUCUUGUAGUUUUUCAGUGGGAAGCACCUACAUGUUAAAUGCAUCAUGGCUGCAGAGGAAGCUGCUAUCUAUAUAGAGUCCUAUUGAUUUCCUUUUUGGAGAUGUGCACAGGCUUAGCUAUGUUUAUCUAAAGGAUGGAAUCAUUUUUCUGUCAGACCUUGAAGCUCUGAGAGCUGCUGCUGCAGCAGCUAAAUCCGGAACCAACAUACAUAUGAUCUCAUUCCAUCCCAGGCUGGCCAUCGAGUCUGAUCUACAUAUGUACGCAUUUAUAUUCCUGCUCCUCCUAAGCCUCUACAGAAGAGAUCAACGCCAACAAGACUGAUCCACACACAACCACUACACUAAAUGUUAAGAAAACAGAAAGCAUUUUAAGGUAGUUUGAAAUCACCAACUCUUCCCGGGCUUCCUCACACACAAGUGCUGAUGUCAUGGGAGAGAACAGGAUGUAUGACCUUCAGAUGUCCAUUACAGCUACAGGGGACUCGGUAUCUAUGUGUGAAUGUGGGUGUGGUUGUAAGCAGGAAAAAAAAGCCUAAAGACAUUUCUAAUACAUGGUCACAUUAGAUUCUGUGGCUGCACAGCACUCACAGGACAUUGAACUUGAUAGUGGAAAAUGUAGUCAUUUUUGUCAUUCUGUGAGUGUGUGUAUGUGAGUUUGUGUUUGUCCACGCAGUAUCCACUAGCUAAUGCAGCCUCAUGUAUCGGUGUUAAAACAUGUCCAAUACCUGUGUUAGAAUUAAGAUUUACUCUGUAAUGGAAAAAUGUGAAAGUAAAACUAUGCCAUAUAUCGAA